GCGCCUGCGGCGAGGACCCGGACGCGCGCGCGAUCCGCGACCGGCGCCUCGCGGUCUUCAACGCGACGUCCCUCGUCGCCAUCGUCGCCGGGCCGGGGUUGAGCGCGUGCUUCGCGCUCGUGCCCGAGGCCGGCCUCGCGAUCGGGCCCUACGCGCUCACGCGGUACCGCGCGCCGGGCCUCGCCGUCGCCGCGCUCAUGGCCGGCUGCGCGUGCUGGGCCGCGGUCGCGCUGCCGGACCGGCCCCGGCCGCCGCCGGCGCACGAGGCGAGCCACGGCCGCCGCGACGCCUACGGCACGCUCGUCCGCCGCCGGGGCGCGUCCGUGCUCGUCGUCGCCUGCGUCGGCGGCGCGAUCAUCGCCGCGCUCGACAUCUCCUUCCCCAUCGUCGCCCACGAGAACUUUGGCGCGAACCCGACGCUCAUCGCCGCGCUGCUCGCGUGCUUCGCGUGCGUCGGCGUCGUCGCGAUGGCGUCGUCGGAGUGGUACCGCCGGGGCCGCGACGACCGGGACCUGCGCGUGCGCGUCGUGCGCUGCGGCGUCGCGACGCAGAUGCUCGGCGGCCUCGGCGGCCUGUCGACCUUCGUGCUCCUCGGCGGGUCCCGCGGCUCCGACGACGCCGCGCUCGCCGCGCCCGCGCUCCUCGCGGGCGCGGUCGUCGUCGCGGGCGUCAUGUCGGCGACGACGCCGAACCUCCAGCUCCUGGCCAACGCGGCGGACAUGCGGAGCCACGCGGGCUUCUACAGCGGCAUCCGGGCGGUCGCGCUGAGCCUCGGGCGCAUGCUCGGCGGCUUCUUCGCGGGGCUCCUCCUCGACGUCAACCGGUCGCCGAGCCACUGGCCCACCUUCGCCUUCGUCAUCUCCGCGACGGCCCUGGGGCUCGGGGUCAUCGUCUGCUUCCCGCCGAGGACCGCGGAGCUCCCGAAGCGGCCGCCGGACGCGCCGCCGCUCGACGAGCCCCUCCUCCGCGGCUCCGACUCGACGGGCGUCGACGUGGCGUCGGAGCCGUAACACUAAUUCGCACCGCUUUUUUUUGAGGUUGUGAUGUACUCUUGGACGCGGGCUUUGGUCAACUGCCGGAGGCGUCGCAGGGUGCAAGAUUUUG
Messenger RNA from Aureococcus anophagefferens, 1104 nucleotides. RefSeq names its product expressed protein. The record is from RefSeq and is a predicted model, not a curated record. The transcript is spliced from 2 exons. NCBI's taxonomy places the organism in Eukaryota, Pelagophyceae, Pelagomonadales, Pelagomonadaceae. The annotation marks the transcript as partial.